Molecule: messenger RNA, 1536 nt
Organism: Drosophila ananassae
Lineage: Eukaryota; Metazoa; Arthropoda; Insecta; Diptera; Drosophilidae
Product: putative inorganic phosphate cotransporter
Exons: 3
Coding region: 94-1536 (480 amino acids)
Biological process (GO): transmembrane transport; monoatomic anion transport
Cellular component (GO): plasma membrane
Molecular function (GO): transmembrane transporter activity
Source: RefSeq, a predicted model, not a curated record
UUCACCUGUGUCUUUUUCGCAUACCGCUCAGGUGGAGAAAUUGGCCAGUUCGAUGAUACUGGCUGAUCCAAGUGGUCGUUGCACCGCGUUGCAAUGGCAAUCACAUCGUUCAACUUGGUUACCAAGGCACCCAGAUGGGGCAUCCGUCACCUGCAGGUGUUGUUUCUCUUCACCGCCGGCACUCUGAUAGUGGCCCAGCGCAUGAACAUGAGUGUGGCCAUUGUGGCACUAACGAACGCCAACAGCAGCAAUCCCAGCUAUCCGGAAUAUUAUCUGACCGAAAAGGAGAAGUCCUACACUCUGAGCAGCCCCUUUUGGGGCUCCUGCUUAACGCAACUGAUGAGUGGCUAUCUAUCCAGUCGCUUUGGAGCAAAGCUGCUUCUACUAGUCAUCAUGGUGGUCACCUCUUUGAUCAGCAUUGCCACGCCCAUGGUGCUGGCCUGGGGCGGCUGGCAGCUGUUGUUCGGAGUGCGUUUUGUUCAGGGUCUAGUCAUGGGCGGCAUGUGGCCCUGCCUGUACACCCACCUGGCCAAAUGGUGUCCGAAGCGAGAGGCAAACCGCCUGGGUGGCGUAAUGGCAACGGGUCUGGAUGUUGGCACCAUUUUGGGCUUCGCCAUGAGCGGAAUUCUGGCUGCUUCGCCUCUGGGCUGGCCCAGUUCGUUCUACAUACCAGGCUACUUCGGCAUUGUGUGGAGCCUCUUUUGGAUUCGAUAUGGAGCCAACACCCCUUCGGAAUCUAAAUUUAUAUCUCUAGCGGAGCGAAAGCACAUAGAACUGGCCUUGGAGAAAGCCCAGGGCAACAAAGGUGGUGACAGUCCACCAGUGCCUUGGCUUCAAAUCCUCACUUCACCUCCUUUCAUUGUCCUGGCGCUCUGCAAAAUGAGCCAGGCCUGCAGCUUCUACACUCUAAUGCAGCAGAUUCCCCGCUACAUCCACGGAAUAUUUCGCUACAGUAUCGCUGUGAAUGCUCUGUUUUCUGCCCUGCCCUUCGUGGUGAUGCUGAUGUCGUCCUAUGGGUUCAUAUUUUUGACUGAGUAUCUGACCCGAAACAAGGAGAUAUCCUUGCCCAUUCUCCGGAAGACAAUCAACUCAUUUGCCUCCUGGAUUCCGGCCGUGGCCCUAGUGACUCUCUCCUAUGUCAGCGAGAAAAAUGUUGUGGGCAGCAUGUGUUGCAUGGUGGCAGCUGUGGCUGCAAUAUCGGGACAGGCAAUUGGCAGUUCCCUCAACCACGUCGACUUGUCGCCCAACUUCGCAGGACUCUUGUUUGGGAUCAGCAACACACUGAUGUCGGCGGCUGGAGUGGUGUCUCCAAUAGUCAUAGGCCUGACUGUGACGAAUGAGUCGGAUCGGUCACAGUGGCGAGUUGUGUUCCUUGGCAUCUCCGUGAUCCUUUUUGUGGGCAACCUGAUGUAUGUGAUCUUCGGGCAAAUGACUGUGCAGGCUUGGAAUGGAUCCAAGCCACCAGCAGAAACUACACCCCAAACCGAAAGCCCGCCCGAGGAAGAGGUGCCGGUGGAAAAGUUUAACUAUUUCUAA